Messenger RNA from Tachysurus fulvidraco (yellow catfish), 4393 nucleotides. It is a transcript of the gene ptk2bb, whose product is annotated as protein tyrosine kinase 2 beta, b. Gene Ontology annotation, molecular function: protein tyrosine kinase activity; ATP binding. Gene Ontology annotation, biological process: signal complex assembly; protein phosphorylation. The transcript has 31 exons. The coding region runs from base 202 to 3237 and encodes 1011 amino acids. Gene Ontology annotation, cellular component: cytoskeleton; focal adhesion. Lineage: Eukaryota; Metazoa; Chordata; Actinopteri; Siluriformes; Bagridae. The record is from RefSeq and is a predicted model, not a curated record.
CCAUUAAAGUUGGAGCAAGUUGCAGUGGAAAACAAGGAAGUACGAAGUGCAAGUCAAGCUGAGGUGUGGCCUGUAAGUCGCUUCACCUCCAUCUACCUGAAGACGGGACGAGUGGCACCGCUAACAGGGACUCUUCUAUUGCGCUUUACAAGGCCUGGCGUGGGUGUAAUGGUGUGCUGUUUGCCAUAAGCAGUCUUCAAAAUGGCAGGUGAUACCAACACACUGUCAUGGAGGGUGCUAAGCCCAGACUUUGAUGGGCCCAAAUCACCAGUGUUUGCCCUUGCUGGAGAGAAAGGCCCUGUGAAAAUCCUUAAAGUCUGCUUCAGCAGCAGCAACAACCUAAAAAACUUCAAACUUGUCAAGUGCGAUAGCUCCUGGCAGAUAAGGGCCAUCAUCCAGUCCAUCCUGAUCAGUGGCCGUUUGGGACCUAAUGUACAGAAUGCCAGUUGCUUUGGCCUAAGACUCAAACAUCUGAAGUCUGAGGAGCAUCACUGGCUACAUCCUGAUUUGACUGUUGGUGAGGUAGAGCAGCGCUAUGAAAAACUCCAUGUGGAGGCAGAGUGGAGAUAUGACCUGAGGAUUCGCUACAUACCAGCUAAUUUCUUGGAGAAGUUUAAAGAAGACAGAACUUCACUGUUAUAUCUCUAUCACCAGGUUCGCAGUGACUAUAUGCAGCACUACUCUAGUAAAGUCAGUGAUGGUAUGGCAUUGCAGCUGGGUUGUCUGGAGAUCAGGAGGUUUUACAAAGACAUGAAUGCCAAAGGCCUUGAGAAGAAGUCCAAUUUUGAAUUGCUAGAGAAAGAUGUCGGACUAGACCUUUUUUUCCCACAGAAACUGAUUGACAGUAUGAAACCGAAGCAACUCAGGAAGAUGAUCCAGCAGACGUUUCAGCAAUAUUGUACACUCAAAGAGGAAGAGUGCAUGGUCAAAUUCUUUAAGACCUAUGGGGAAUUCAUUAACUUUAAUGAAGAGGUUUUUCCUUGUGAACUAGUGCAAGGCUGGAGUCUAACAGUGGAUUUAGUCAUCGGAGCAAGAGGUAUUCGCCAACGUGCACAAAGCGAUUCAUCGACAGUUUGUCUAGCUGAGUUUAAACAGAUCCGAAGUAUUAAGUGCACUGCACAAAGUGACACCAAAUCUCUGCUAGACAUUGACAUCAAGGGAGCUAAACAGCCCUUCUCAGUCAAUGUGCCUACGUUAGCAAUGGCAGAGAACAUGGCUGACCUGAUCGAUGGCUACUGCAGGUUGGAGAACAACACAGAUUCAUCAUUAAUAUCUCGGCCCAAUAAAAAUACAGAGCUCCGUAACUCCCUUCCUGCCAUCCCCUCAUGUCUAGGCAUGCCUGAACCAUCAAAAGAUAAUGAACGGCACAGUAGGAAUUCUGAUAUAUACUGUGAAAUUAUGGAUGAAAAACCUCCACCUCCUGUGGUGAAAUACGGAAUCUCGAGAAAGUCCAUCGUUUUGGGACGUAUUUUGGGCGCAGGUUUUUUUGGAGAGGUCUUUGAAGGAGUUUACAAAAAAGAGAAUGGUGAGAAGAUCAAAGUCGCUGUAAAGACCUGUAAAGAGUGCUCACCUGAUAUCAUGGAUAAAUUCAUGAGUGAAGCAGCUUUAAUGAAAAAGCUGGACCACCCUCAUAUAGUGAGUCUGAUAGGUAUUAUAGAGGAAGAACCUGUGUGGAUCGUCAUGGAGCUCUACCAGCAUGGUGAGCUUGGAGAUUACUUGAACAAAAACCAGAACACUUUGACCAAUGUCACACUAGUCCUGUUUAGCCUACAGAUCUGCAAAGCUCUGGUUUACUUACAGGGAAAGAACAUGGUACACAGAGACAUCGCGGUGAGAAAUGUGCUUGUCGCCACACCAGACUGUGUGAAGCUCGGUGACUUUGGCCUAUCCAGAUACAUAGAGAAUGAGGAAUAUUACAAAGCUUCUGUUACACGAUUGCCAAUCAAGUGGAUGGCCCCCGAGUCCAUAAACUUCCGUCGGUUCACCACAGCCAGUGACGUGUGGAUGUUUGCUGUCUGCAUGUGGGAGAUACUGAGUCGGGGGCAGCAGCCUUUCUUCUGGCUGGAAAACCGAGAAGUUAUUAACCAGCUGGAGACGGGCAUCAGACUGCCUAAGCCAGAGCAGUGCCCUCCUGCCCUGUACUCGCUCAUGACCCGCUGCUGGAGCUACGACCCAAACGAGAGGCCCACCUUUACUGAACUUGUCUGCAAAAUCAAUGAUGUUCACAAAAUGGAGAAGGACCUGGAAGCAGAGACGGAGAGAGGCAGACAGAGAGCCACCAGGUUUCUAGAGCCCAAGUUCAACUUUAGUGAACCUCCUCCAAAGUCUAUUUAUUUGUGCAUGCAGCCCUCAAGACAAAACCCUGGUCGUUUUGGGAAUACCCUCACCAUCGGUCUGCACAUCCAGCUAAGUGAGGCUUUGUGUGCCAGCUCUCCAGAUUUGGUUAGUCCAAGUGAUUAUCAGUCUCCUGUAGACUCCACCAACAACCUCGUAGUUCCCAACAUGCCUGUUCGGCGCCUCAGUCUUGGAGAGGGGGAGUUCAGCGUAGGACCAACCAGCAUGGAGGACGCACAGCGCCUGUGGCAGUUAGAAAAGGCACGGAUGCAGGAGACCAUAACGAAACAGAAAGAUGAGAUGGUGGAGGACAAACAGUGGCUGGAGAAAGAGGAGAAACUUCUGGACCCUAAAAUAAAUGAGAGCAAAGUGAUGGAACCAGACCCUCAGCCGAAUAACAAUGAACUUCAAAAGCCCCCUGAAAAGCCCCCAAGAAUUUCCGUGCAGCCUGCCCCAACAGCAGAGCUAGAUCGCUCUGAGGACAAGGUGUACCAGUGUGUCAUGGAUCUGGUUAAAAUGGUAGUGCAGCUGAAAAAUGAUGUGAACACACUACCAUCCUCUGAGUACAUAUCCAUAGUCAAGUCUGUUGGAAUGACGUUGAGGGAUUUAAUUUCCAGUGUUGAUGAAAUUAUUCCCUCUUUACAAGGAGCUAUAAGGACUGAGAUUGAGGGCACACAGAAGCUGCUGAAUAAGGACAUGGCGGAGCUGAUUGGUAAGAUGCGGCUGGCCCAACAAAACGCAAUCACCUCUUUGAAGGAGGAGUGCAAGAAGCAGAUGCUGGCAGCAGCUCACACGCUGGCCAUGGAUGCCAAAAACCUGCUGGAUGCAGUUGACCAGGCGCGUGUGCGUGCCAACCUGGCCAAGCCCAAACCUGAGAGUGCAGAUUCCAAUGAUACAGACUAGAGAGAGAAGGAGGGAGGGAGAGAGAGAGAGAGAGAGAGAGAGAGAGAGAGAGAGAGAGAGAGAGAGAGAGAGAGAGAGAUACAGUAGAAUUUAUACAUAUAUAUAUAUAUAUAUAUAUAUAUAUAUAUAUAUAUAUAUAUAUAUAUAGAGAGAGAGAGAGAGAGAGAGAGAGAGAGAGAGAGAGAGAGAGAAAUAAAUGGCUGAUUAGAAAUUAUACUAUCACAUAAUUUUCAUUUUAGUCAGGAACCCCGACUGUCUCUGGACACUGGACAACUACAAAGUCUGGCUUCAAGAAAUAUAAUCUUCAAUAUAGGCGAGUUAUGGGGCAUAUUUUAGUGUGAACUAAAUUUCUUGGCGAAAUUUUGGACUCAGUUUCAUCUAUAUUCUGGAGAGCAACCUCGCUUCUCUACAGUGAAGUAAUAUAUUCCCUUCAGUUUCCUGUUCUGAACUGCAGGCUGCUGAUACAAUCAAAUACAUGCCUUAAAUUCAGUGGCAGCGUGUUGCUGUAUAAAGGGAUGAUUAGCUCUAAUACUAUUAGUGUAAAACUUUUGCAAACAGUCAGUGGUCUAGACAGAUCUUCACUAAUAUAUAGAGCAAAAGAAAGAAUCUUCUUUCAUAUUCUUUCUCAAAUCUGUACGGUUCAAGGAUAUCUGACGACAUAUUUAGAAGCAAGAGUUAGAUCAAAUUUUAUCAGGUUUCAUAAAUGACAUGUUAGUGUUGAGUCUUGAAUUUUUUUGUUCAUUUUUGCAACAAACCAGCUAAUAAAAUGACAAUAAAAUAAAUGUCUCAUAAUGAACAUUUGUAUGACAUUAAAAACAAUUUGUAGAUGUGUCUGUGGGUGUUAUAUAACUACUGUUUUGAAAUAAUUAUCGAAUUAUAUAAAAUCUCUGGGUCUUAGUUUAUUAAGUACUUUGAUUAGUGAUAAUGAAAAAUGUCUCAUUUCACGAACACAAGGCAUAAAAAAGGUGCGUAAUUCAUCUGAAAAUAUGACAAAUGACCAUUAGCAAAAUGUAUAAACUCGGUUUAGGCUGAAGAGCUUGUAGUUUUAAAUCAUUGCCCUGUACUGUAUCUUGCAUCUAUGAACUCAUUUAAUUGUGUAAAGUGAAUUUUGUACAAGACUGUCAUUCAUUUCAAAAGAAUAAAAUCAAAAGUGAAA